CCAUGGCCCACUGGGGCCUGCUAUGGCCCCGUGCCCGGCGUGCGGCCCUGGCCACAGCUGCACGUCCCGACGCGGACCCGCUGGGCCGAUGGCUGGCGUGCGGCCUGGCCACUGUGGCGGUGGCGCACCGCGCCAAGGGCGGCUCGAAGGCGGAGAUCCGCGAGAUCCGCGAGAUCCGCGCGCCGGAGACGCAUCGGAGGAACUACGAAUUCGUGCGCCUGGAGAACGGCAUGCAGGUCAUAUUGGCCUCAGAUGCCAACUGUGACCGGGCAGCCUGUGCCCUUUGUGUGGGCGUGGGCAAGAUGCAUGAACCCAAGGACAUGCCUGGCUUGGCACAUUUCUGCGAGCACAUGCUGUUCUUGGGCACAGAGGCUUUUCCAGAAGAGGCGGAGUACAAGCGCUUUGUCAAGCGCCAUGGAGGUAAGUGCAAUGCCUUCACGAGCGACUCCAAGACCUGUUAUGUCUUUGAUGUGGCACCUGCCCACUUGUCAGGCGCCUUGGAUCGUUUCUGUCAAUUUUUCCGCACGCCGCUCUUCAGUGAGAGCGCCACGGAGCGUGAGAUCAACGCUGUGGACAGCGAGCAUAGCAUGAACAUCCAAGCCGAUUCCCGGAGAAGCUAUGCAGCCUUGCUCCUGGACGCGAACCCGCGACACCCGCUGCACUGGGGCUCUGGCAAUGCACAGAGUUUGAGAGAGGAGCCAAAGAAACGAGGCGUCAAACUCCACAGCGAGGUGGUGAAAUUUUACAAGGAGAACUACACUUCGGAGGACAUGACCCUGGCAAUCGUGGGCAAAGAGCCGUUGGAUGAGUUGCGUCAGAUGGUCUUCGAGCGUUUCCGAGCGGUGACGAGCACCGGGCGCACCGCCCUCCGGGGAGACGAGCAUGGAGGUAGUGAACUGCCAUUCCGACCACAGGACUUUGUUGGUGCCUGUUGGCGAGUUCCUUCGAAGGACUAUCGCCAGGUGACCUUUUCCUGGCAGUUGCCGCAGUGGCAGGUGCCAUUCUGGAAGUCCAAACCCAGCAACUACGCCUCUCACAUCCUGGGCCACGAGGGGCCGGGGUCCUUGCUCUCGGCGCUGAAGGCGGCUGGCUGGGCCACGGCCUUGAGUGCUGGGGAGGCGGACUUUGGCACCUUUUCGCAAUUUCAGGUCAGCAUUUCCCUCACUGACCAGGGCUUAGAGCAAGUGGAAGAGAUUGGCCGGAGGCUCUUUACGACGAUUGCGUUGCUGCGCAGCUCUCCCGUGUCUGACUGGAUGCUACAGGAACUCCGGCAGCUGAAGGAGGUGAAAUUCCGUUUCGCGGAUGACCAACAGCCUUAUGGCCUGGUGGUGCGCCUGGCGGAGAAUCUCCAGAAGUAUCCAGCGGAAGAGGUGCUAUCUGGACCCAUUUUACUUCCGGAACCUGAUCCGGUCAAAGUGGUGGACUAUCUUCAACACCUGACUGUAGAUCAAGUUCGUGUGGAAUUGGUUUCGAAAAAGUUCGAAGAUCGAUGCACCAAAAAGGAUCCAUGGUAUGGUGGGAAGUAUUAUCGAGCUCCACUGGAGGCCAGCUGGCUCGAAGCCUGGCGACGCGUGGAAAUUCCUGGCUCUGCGAACGUCAAAGCCCAGGAAUUUGGGCUCCGGCUUCCAAAGCCUAACGUUUUUGUGCCGCAGGACAUCUCGGUCUCGCCGCCGGGAAUUCCGGGCUCCCCAUGGCCGGAACGGCUCGCCGCAACAGGGCGCAGCUAUCAGAUCUUUCAUCGAAAGGAUGAUCGAUUCCUGCAGCCCAAGACUCUGGUGGCCUUCAACGUGCAUUGCCCGCGAACCUUCCAAGACGCGUUGCGGCAUCUUCUGACGACGAUCUGGUGCAGCUGCAUCGAAGAGGAACUGAAUGAGUUCGCCUACGAUGCGUCCCAGGCGGGCCUGGCAUAUAGUCUGGACUCCUCUGUAACAGGUAUGUCUUUGAUGGUUGCUGGCUUCAGUGACAAGUUACCGGUGCUCUUGGAGGCAGUGGUUUCGAGGAUGGGAAAGGCCGUCUCUUCCAGUAGCUUCGACAUCGUGUUAGAUCGAUACCAACGUCACCUGCGGAACGUGGCGCUGAAGCAACGGCCUUGCGACCUGGCUCUGCGCAAAUCCACGGAGCUCACACGACAGAAUCACUUCUCUACGGAGGAGAUGCUUGCGGUGAUCGACCAAGUGCGCUUGGAAGAUGUGCAAAGUGAGCAUCAGAGGCUCUUUCGGGACGCCUUCUUCGAGACGUUGGUCACCGGCCACGCCGGGACUGCGGAGGCCGAGCAGUUGGCCGAGCACCUGGCGCCCUUGGUGCCAGGCGGCCGAGCGCCCGAGGAUCCAGAAGAAGCUGAAUUUCCUGAGGGCCAGACCCUGUGGAUUAUUCCUGGCACCAAUCCUGAGGAGCGGAACAAUUGCGUGCUGAUGGAACUUCAGUUGCCAGGAAACCUACAGGGAAGCGUCUUCACGGCCUUGCUGGUGCGGAUGCUGAAUCCCAAAGUUUUCGAGGAUUUGCGCACCAAGCAACAAUUGGGCUACAUCGUGCAGUUGAGCAACAUGGAAGGGAGGCGCUUUCAAAAGCUUCGGCUCCUGGUCCAGACGGAGUUUGAGGCGCCUGAAGUCCGGGCACGGAUCGAAAGAUGUUGGAAGCGACAGCUGCAAUGGGUCCUGGAGGAGAUGGAUGAGGCUGAGUUUCAGCGUCAGAAGCAGGGCCUGGGGUCCCUACUGGCAGAGGCGCCCAAGAAUCUCAACGAAGAAUUUAACCGAUUCUGGGUGGAAGUCACGAGGCGACGCUACGACUUUCAACGGCGCCAGAAGAAGUUGGAGCUGCUGCGUGCAGCGGAAUUGCAGGCCUUCAGGGACUUUGUGGCCCAGCUGGAUGCUGCUCCCAGGCUUUUCAUCGAGAUUCAUAGUCUCCAGAGGUCCAAAGAGUUGGGCGAAGCGUUGACUCCGUCGGCUGUGGAUCGUGUUUGGAAUGGGAUGGAGGCCUUGCAAAGCUUCCGCAGCACUGCCAACUGGAGAGCCACUGAGAGGAUCGCCGCGAAGUUGUGAAAAAAA
Cladocopium goreaui is the source of this 3044-nucleotide messenger RNA. NCBI's taxonomy places the organism in Eukaryota, Dinophyceae, Suessiales, Symbiodiniaceae. The record is from the annotation of a GenBank genome assembly.